Molecule: messenger RNA, 963 nt
Organism: Pseudomassariella vexata
Lineage: Eukaryota; Fungi; Ascomycota; Sordariomycetes; Amphisphaeriales; Pseudomassariaceae
Exons: 2
Coding region: 1-963 (320 amino acids)
Cellular component (GO): plasma membrane
Source: RefSeq, a predicted model, not a curated record
AUGUCGCUUCGACUUCGCCUCUUGUCGACCCUUCUGGUCGCCUUCAACCCGGUAUGGGCAACCGGCGCAGGCGAAGAAGUUGCCGCGACGGAUCCAAUUUUGGGGACCGACACCGUCCACGGAUGCUACUCGUCCCUGGGAUCCUUGGUCAAGAACGCGACCAUUGAAUUCAACAGCCAGGGCUCAUGCGCGGAAGCCUGCCGAUCCAUGGGCAAAUAUGUUGGCGCCAGUAAUGCAAAUGAUUGCUAUUGCGGCGACAAAUACCCUCCAUUAAACACUCUGGUCGAUGACAGCGAGUGCACUGAACCUUGCCCGGGUUUUGGUGCCCAAGCUUGCGGCGGUAUCGACACAUACACCGUAUACAACACCGGUGUCAAGGUCUCAGUUGCUGAUUCCGCAAAUCUGACUACAUCAUCCUCCUCCUCUUCGGUCGGUACUACUUCGACAACAGCUGCUGCUGUCGUGACUGUUACCAAUGGCGAGACCACAACUGUACCAACAGAGACACCACCGAGCGAAAAGUCUAGUGGCACAAACACUGUCAGCGUGGCCGUUGGGGUCGUGGUCGGAGUUGUGGCCAUUAUCGGCGUUGGUGGAGGCAUCUUUCUCUGGAUGCGUCGCAAGAGAAAUCAGGAAAUCGAAGACGAGCACCGACGGAACGCAGCAGUUAACGCCUUCAUUGCCGGCGGAGGCAAGCCCCCAGGCAGUAGUGGUGGUCUUUCCAUUUCCGAUCAGCGUCUCGACCCGGUCAUGGCCCAGAGGCGAAUGAGCAGCGGCAGUAUCGCUGACAACGAGGACUACUCGCGCAGGAUCUUGAGAGUAUGUAAUUCUGAUAUAACGCCCGUCCCAAGUUCAUGGUCUAACAAACAAAAUAGGUCACCAACGCAUGAAUACCGCCUAUGGCAUCACAUCGAUCAAUCACGACGAACGAAUGAUUGCAACUUUAUACACUAUUUUUUUUGA